ACGAGAGUCGAACCUCAGUGACGAAUUCCCGAAACUGCCCUCCUCCACCAUCGCAGUCACACACCACCUUGCCACUCAUUGACCUAGUGGCUCAUCUUGUAAAUACCUUCUCCAUUCAAGGUCACUCUCUUCCUCCGCCAACCCCCACCGUCCUCUCCUUCUGUACCGACAGUCCUGUGUCUCUCUCUAACCCACGACUUUCUCACCGUUCUUUUCGACCGUCCCUUGCACCAAUACAUACACACAUAUAUACAUUCACAUAUAUGUAUAGAUAACUCACUUGUGUUGCACUCUGUAUCUGUAGCGCUAGGGUUUAUGCAAAGGCUUUGAGCUUCUCUGUAAUGCUUCAAGGGCCAUUGAAUUUCUGUUUAAGCCAGCAAUGUACGGUGUCACUCAACCUUUGAACGUGCCAAACCACUUCUCCGCCGCCGGCGAAGACGACGCUACAACCGGCGGCGGCGGCGAGUCCAUUGAUAAUUCUCAUGUUGGCUACGAAGCUCACUCGUUCGAAGACGGUGGAGUUGGUGACUUAGACGGCGUCGAGGUCGCCGUCCCUCAUGAAGCCGUAUACGCCGCCGAUGGUGGUGACUCCGAUGUGCAGCGUGGUGAUGUUUCUAACCAGCUUACGCUCUCGUUCCGAGGCCAAGUUUACGUCUUCGACGCUGUUACAAUGGAAAAGGUUCAAGCUGUGCUAUUGCUUUUGGGUGGAUGUGAAUUUUCUCCAGGCGUACCUGGUGGAGAAUUAGCAUAUCAGAAUCAGAGGGGUACGAUGGACUAUCCCACGCGGUGUAGUGAUCCACAGAGAGCUGCUUCUCUGAGUAAGUACCGGCAGAAGAGAAAAGAGCGAUGCUUUGACAAGAAAAUCAGAUAUAAUGUCCGCCAAGAAGUCGCACUCAGGAUGCAGCGUAAAAAGGGUCAAUUUACUUCUGCCAAAAAAUUUGAGGAAUUUGUUGGCUGCAGCAAUCCUGAGGAUUCAGGACAGGAUGAGAGCCCUCCCGAAACUUCAUGCGCUCAUUGUGGCAUUGGUUCAAAGUCGACUCCAAUGAUGCGGCGAGGGCCAGCUGGUCCAAGGACUCUUUGCAAUGCAUGUGGGCUCGUUUGGGCAAACCGGGGGAUCUUGAGGGAUCUUUCGAGGAAAUUGCAUGAUGGCGCUCUGACUCCAGCUGAAGAGGAUGAAGGUGAUGAUGAAUCUGAAUUUAGAACCCCAGUCCGACCCACACACCAAUAGCGUUGCUUUCUCGGAUGGCGAGAACUCAGCUUUAGUUGCUGGGCAUUAACUUGGCAAGCUUUCAAACAGAUUGGCCACACUAGUUGCUCUCAUCAUCCUGACUAAUAGAGAGUUUUCUAGUACUUUCUUCUGGCUUGUCUUAUCAACUGUACAGACGUGUCUUCAAUCAAUAUAUGAGGCUAUAUAUCUUUGUUUUUCUGGUACUUUGCAUGAUAUUUACUUCGGGUGCUCUUCCUUUCAAAGUAUCAUAUGAUAAUCCUGCAGUUACAUUUUCCUUCUACUUAUGUUCAAACUAAAAUCCUUGGAAUUGUGGGGAAACAGAGACGCUAAAUUAACUCCAAUUGGGAUAUUAGUCAAACCCAACAUGUAAU
Messenger RNA from Ilex paraguariensis (yerba mate), 1599 nucleotides. The record is from the annotation of a GenBank genome assembly. NCBI's taxonomy places the organism in Eukaryota, Viridiplantae, Streptophyta, Magnoliopsida, Aquifoliales, Aquifoliaceae.